Molecule: messenger RNA, 2277 nt
Organism: Heterostelium album PN500
Lineage: Eukaryota; Evosea; Eumycetozoa; Acytosteliales; Acytosteliaceae
Product: replication-associated recombination protein A
Exons: 6
Coding region: 1-2277 (758 amino acids)
Biological process (GO): regulation of DNA repair; DNA-templated DNA replication
Cellular component (GO): nucleus
Molecular function (GO): DNA binding; ATP hydrolysis activity; ATP binding
Source: RefSeq, a predicted model, not a curated record
AUGAAGAGAACUAUAGAGCAGUGCAAUGACACUUCAACUACAACUAUAAAUUGUUCGACCACCACCACCACUACUUCUAGUGAUGAAUUUACAAUCGAUCUAAUCGAUACUGAUAAAGACGAUACUGAUGAUGAUCUAUUUAAUGAUUUCUUUUUGGAUACAUCUACUGAGUUACAACCGACAACAACAUUAACAACAAAUAUAAAUAAUAAUAAUAUUAGUAACAAUAAAAGUAACAACAAUAAUAAUAAUGGUAGUGGUCGUUUAACUCCGAUAUCAUCUUCAACUUCACCAAUUAUCACAGGAAAUCAAUUAAUACCUAAAUCACAACAAUCACAGUCAUCACAACAGCAGCAACCUCAUCAACCUACUACACCAACUAAAAGCAAUAUAAUCAAACCAUUAUUAAACCAUCGUUGUGGUGGAAGUAAUAACAACAAUAAUAGCGCUAAAAUAGAUAAAUUUAAAGAGGUAGAGUGUCCAUUUUGUUUUAAAAUGUUUUUAGCUUAUAAUAUCAACGAUCAUAUUCCUCAUUGUCAAAACUCAUCGUCAACUCCCAAAAAAAAACCUAAUAUCACGCCACCAAAUACCAACGCCAACAACAACAAUAAAAUAAAUAGUUUCUUUGUACCUAAAAAUAAUCAUGCCUCUCAAACCAACAAUAAUACAAUUAAUAAUUAUUUUAUAAAUAAUAAAACAAAUAAUAAUAAUAAUAAUCAUAAUAAUGAUAAUAAUAAUCAUCAAUCAGAUAAUUUAAGUAAUAAUAAUUAUAGUAGUAGUAGUAAUAAUAAUAAUAGUAAUAAUGAUAAUGAUAAUCAAUUUCAAGUAGUUGGAAAUAAUAAAAAUGGUUUGGAUGAAAUAGAGAAAGCACAUUCAGCUUUGUUCAAAAAAGGUAUUCCAUUGUCUGAGAAGAUGAGACCGUUGUCACUUGAUUUUUUUAUUGGACAGGAAGAACUUUUGAAUGGAUCGAUGUUUUAUGAAAUGAUAAAGUCUGGUGCACCACCUUCCUUCAUUCUUUGGGGUCCUCCGGGAUCAGGAAAGACAACCAUAGCUAAACUGGUCGAAAAGAACACUAGUUCUCAUUUUGUUAUGCUCUCUGCAGUGCACAGUGGUGUUGCUGACAUGAAACAAGUAGUUACUCAAGCCAUUGCAAGAGAAUCUGGAUUAUUAAAACAAAAAACUAUAUUAUUUAUUGAUGAAAUUCAUAGGUUUACAAAAUCACAACAAGAUUUCCUGUUACCUUAUGUGGAGAAUGGUACAUUUACAUUGAUUGGUGCUACAACAGAGAAUCCAUCUUUCGAGGUGAACGGUGCGUUAUUGAGUAGAUGUCGAGUGUUUAAAUUGCAAAAACUAUCGCAACAACACAUCCAAACCAUUUUAAAGAGAGCUAUCGAUAGCUAUUGUAAAUAUACAUCAAAAAAAAUAACAGUCGACGAACAAGGUCUCGACUCUUUAUCUAGCUUUUCGGAUGGUGAUGCAAGAACUGCUUUAAAUGUAAUUGAAAUGGUAAUUAAAGGAACACCUGGUGAUACCAUUCACAUUUCAAAAGAAAAGUUGAGCGAACUAACACAAACUAAAACAUUCUUACAUGAUAAAAAAGGAGAAAGUCAUUACAAUAUGAUAAGUGCUUUGCAUAAGAGUGUUAGAGGAAGUGAUGCAAAUGCUUCUACUUAUUGGUUAACUAGAAUGUUGGAAUCAGGAACAGAACCUUUGUUUAUAGCAAGAAGAAUGAUAAGAAUGGCAAGUGAAGACAUUGGAUUGGCAGACCCAUUGGCAAUGGGAAUAACAGUUGCUGCUUUUCAGGCUGUUCAGUUUGUUGGAAUGCCAGAGGCAGCACUCAGUUUAUUGCAAGCAGCAGUGUAUCUUGCUCAAGCACCAAAGUCUAAUUCUCUCGAGUUGGCCUAUAUGAAGACAAGAGAAUUUCUACUGUCUAAUCAGAGUCCUCCUGUACCACUACAUAUUUGCAAUGCUCCUACUGACCUGAUGAGUAAGCUUGGAUAUGCACAAGGCUAUCAGUACAACCAUGCCUAUGAAAAUCAAUCGGAAGUUACUCAAACCUAUCUACCAGAAUCAAUUGCCAAUGAAGUAUUCUUUCAAUACAAACAGACAUGCAAAGGUACUGAAAGACCAACACAUCCAAGUGUAUCAGCUCCACCUGCUAUUGCCGACCAAUCUGUAUAUAAAUACCCAACUGAUGAACAUGACAAAUUAUUAGGUAAUGACAAUGUUUCAAAAGCAAAACCUGUAAAUGGACUAUUACCACUGUUUAAACAUUAA